Molecule: messenger RNA, 6437 nt
Organism: Lynx canadensis (Canada lynx)
Lineage: Eukaryota; Metazoa; Chordata; Mammalia; Carnivora; Felidae
Gene: UNC13B
Product: unc-13 homolog B
Exons: 40
Coding region: 298-5130 (1610 amino acids)
Biological process (GO): presynaptic dense core vesicle exocytosis; neuromuscular junction development; synaptic transmission, glutamatergic
Cellular component (GO): synaptic vesicle membrane; presynaptic active zone cytoplasmic component; plasma membrane
Molecular function (GO): syntaxin-1 binding; calcium ion binding; calmodulin binding
Source: RefSeq, a predicted model, not a curated record
GAAUCCCGGUGGGGUGAAGGCGGGGUGGGAGAGAGUCCCGGUAGCUCCUGCCUCCUAGCGAUGGCGCCGUGGUGCCGCGCCCAGUCUCCUGCCUGCUUGCCCGUACUCACAGCUAUCGGGAGUGCGGUCAGACGUUGAGAAUUGAAGCGGGUUCAAGGGAGCGGCGGGACGCUGCCUGCCACGGGGACCAUGUGGAGAGGUCAGACCUGUGGGGCCGAUUACGGGAACAGCCGCGGCACCUGCUGAGAGGAAAGAGGGAGCUGCCGGGUGCGGCGGCGACUUGCCAGCGCCUCGGCCAUGUCGCUGCUCUGUGUGCGCGUUAAAAGAGCCAAAUUCCAGGGUUCACCAGAUAAAUUUAACACCUAUGUGACCCUGAAAGUGCAGAAUGUGAAGAGCACAACUGUAGCAGUUCGUGGUGAUCAACCUUCUUGGGAACAAGAUUUUAUGUUUGAGAUUAGUCGCCUGGACCUGGGUCUGAGUGUGGAGGUAUGGAACAAAGGACUGAUCUGGGACACCAUGGUGGGGACCGUGUGGAUUGCACUGAAGACAGUUCGUCAGUCGGAUGAGGAAGGGCCUGGAGAGUGGUCCACGUUGGAGGCAGAGACACUGAUGAAAGAUGAUGAGAUAUGUGGAACUAAAAACCCAACUCCUCAUAAGAUUUUGCUUGAUACAAGAUUUGAGCUGCCUUUUGAUAUCCCAGAGGAAGAGGCCAGAUACUGGACUUACAAAUUGGAGCAAAUCAAUGUCUUGGGAGCUGACAGUGAGUAUUAUAUUCAAGAAGAAAGCCAGAGGAAGCCAUUACCCACUGCUGCCGCCCAGUGUUCUUUUGAAGAUCCUGAUAGUGCCGUUGAUGACCGAGAUAGUGACUAUCGCAGUGAGACCAGCAAUAGCAUCCCACCUCCUUACCAUACGACUUCCCAGCCCAAUGCUUCUGUGCACCAGUUUCCUGUGCCUGUGCGAUUGCCACAGCAGCUGCUACUUCAGGGCAGUUCCCGGGAUUCUUGCAAUGACUCUAUGCAAAGUUAUGAUCUUGAUUAUCCAGAUCGGAGGGCCCUCAGCCCCACCAGCAGUAGUAGGUAUGGCUCCUCCUGUAAUGUGAGUCAAGGAAGCUCUCAGUUGAGUGAACUAGACCAAUGCCAUGAACAAGAUGAUGACCGUCGGGAGAGGGACUCGAUUCAUUCAUGCCACAGCUCUGGCAGCUUCUCCAGAGAUGGCCAAGUGGGCUUUGGAGAACAAGAGAAAGCCUUGGAGGUGACAGGUGAAGAGGAGAAGGGGACAGCAUGUGAACCCAAGGAGAGGAAAGAAGAUGCCACAAUCCAUCCUCCCCCAGAUCUGGUGCUACACGAAGACCGUGUCCUAGGCCCCCAGGAGAGCUUUCCUGAGGAGAAGGCUUCUUCACCAUUUACCCAAGCCAGAGCGCACUGGAUCCGAGCAGUUACCAAGGUUCGACUCCAGUUGCAGGAGAUUCCAGAUGAUGGUAACCCCUCUCUGCCCCAGUGGCUCCCAGGAGGGCCAGCUGGAGGGCUCUAUGGCAUUGAUAGCAUGCCAGAUCUACGUAGAAAGAAGCCACUGCCACUUGUCAGUGAUCUGUCAUUGGUCCAGUCCCGGAAGGCAGGGAUUACUUCUGCAAUGGCUACACGCACAUCUCUCAAAGAUGAAGAGCUGAAAUCCCAUGUGUAUAAGAAAACCCUGCAGGCCUUAAUCUACCCCAUCUCGUGUACCACACCCCACAACUUUGAGGUCUGGACGGCCACUACCCCUACCUACUGCUAUGAGUGUGAAGGUCUCCUCUGGGGCAUUGCCCGGCAGGGCAUGCGCUGCAGUGAGUGUGGAGUCAAGUGCCAUGAGAAGUGCCAGGAUCUGCUCAACGCCGACUGCCUGCAACGGGCUGCAGAAAAGAGUUCUAAACAUGGAGCUGAGGACCGGACCCAGAACAUAAUCAUGGCCAUGAAGGACCGCAUGAAGAUCCGAGAGCGGAAUAAGCCAGAGAUCUUUGAAGUUAUCCGGGAUGUCUUUACUGUGAGCAAAGUUGCCCAUGUGCAACAGAUGAAAACAGUGAAGCAGAGUGUACUGGAUGGCACCUCCAAAUGGUCGGCCAAGAUUACCAUCACUGUGGUGUGUGCCCAGGGCCUACAAGCCAAGGACAAGACAGGAUCCAGUGACCCUUACGUGACUGUGCAAGUGGGCAAAACCAAGAAGCGUACCAAGACUAUUUUUGGGAAUCUGAACCCUGUUUGGGAAGAGAAGUUCCAUUUUGAGUGCCACAACUCUUCUGACCGCAUCAAGGUACGUGUAUGGGAUGAAGAUGAUGACAUCAAGUCAAGAGUAAAACAGCGGCUUAAACGAGAGUCUGAUGAUUUCCUUGGUCAAACCAUUAUUGAGGUUCGGACACUGAGUGGCGAGAUGGACGUCUGGUACAACUUGGAGAAGAGGACAGAUAAAUCAGCUGUCUCAGGGGCUAUCCGACUACAAAUCAGUGUGGAGAUCAAGGGGGAGGAGAAGGUAGCACCGUAUCAUGUGCAAUAUACGUGUCUCCAUGAGAACCUUUUCCAUUACCUCACAGACAUUCAGGGUAGUGGAGGAGUCCUGAUUCCUGAGGCUCGAGGAGAUGAUGCAUGGAAGGUGUACUUUGAUGAGACUGCCCAAGAAAUUGUGGAUGAAUUUGCCAUGCGCUAUGGCAUCGAGUCCAUAUAUCAGGCCAUGACGCACUUUGCAUGUUUGUCAUCCAAGUACAUGUGUCCUGGUGUGCCAGCAGUGAUGAGCACCUUACUGGCCAACAUCAAUGCCUACUAUGCCCACACAACCGCCUCCACCAAUGUCUCUGCAUCUGAUCGCUUUGCAGCUUCCAACUUUGGGAAAGAGAGAUUUGUAAAACUACUGGACCAGCUGCACAACUCACUGAGAAUUGACCUCUCUACCUACAGGAAUAAUUUCCCUGCUGGAAGCCCUGAGCGGCUUCAGGACUUGAAGUCAACAGUGGAUUUGCUGACCAGCAUUACUUUCUUCAGAAUGAAGGUGCAAGAACUGCAGAGUCCUCCAAGAGCCAGCCAGGUGGUAAAAGAUUGUGUGAAGGCCUGUUUGAACUCCACAUAUGAGUAUAUCUUCAACAACUGCCAUGACUUGUACAGUCACCAGUACCAGCUGAAACAGGAGCUACCUCCAGAGGAACAAGGACCCAGCAUUCGGAACCUGGAUUUUUGGCCCAAACUCAUCACACUCAUUGUGUCAAUCAUAGAGGAAGAUAAGAAUUCCUACACACUCGUUCUGAACCAGUUUCCUCAGGAGUUGAAUGUGGGAAAAGUCAGCGCAGAAGUGAUGUGGCAGCUCUUUGCCCAAGACAUGAAAUAUGCACUGGAGGAGCAUGAGAAAGACCGGCUGUGUAAGAGUGCUGACUACAUGAACCUACACUUCAAGGUGAAGUGGCUCCACAAUGAAUACGUGCGAGAUCUGCCUGCCCUCCAGGGGCAGGUGCCUGAGUACCCAGUGUGGUUUGAGCAGUUUGUCCUGCAGUGGCUGGAUGAGAAUGAAGAUGUGUCCCUGGAAUUCCUACGUGGGGCCCUGGAACGAGAUAAGAAGGAUGGGUUCCAGCAGACAUCAGAGCAUGCGCUCUUUUCUUGCUCUGUGGUGGACGUCUUCACACAGCUCAACCAGAGCUUUGAGAUCAUCCGGAAGCUGGAAUGCCCAGACCCCAACAUCCUAGCCCACUACAUGAGGAGAUUUGCUAAGACCAUCGGGAAGGUGCUGAUGCAGUAUGCAGACAUCUUAUCAAAGAGCUUCCCAGAUUAUUGCAAAAAGGAGAAAAUGCCCUGCAUCCUGAUGAACAACAUGCAGCAACUGAGAGUCCAGCUGGAGAAAAUGUUUGAGGCCAUGGGAGGCAAGGAGUUGGAUCCUGAAGCUGCAGACAGCUUGAAGGAGCUGCAGGUGAAACUGAAUACGGUUCUGGAUGAGCUCAGCAUGGUAUUUGGAAACAGUUUUCAGGUGCGGAUUGAUGAGUGUGUUCGACAAAUGGCUGACAUCCUGGGCCAGGUGCGGGGCCCAGGGAAUGCAUCCCCCAGCGCCAGGGCCUCAGUGGCUCAGGAUGCAGAUAGUGUGCUCCGGCCUCUCAUGGACUUCCUGGAUGGCAACCUCACACUCUUUGCCACUGUGUGUGAGAAGACAGUCCUGAAGCGUGUACUGAAGGAGCUCUGGCGGGUGGUAAUGAACACAAUGGAAAGGAUGAUUGUUCUGCCCCCACUCACUGACCAGACGGGCACCCAGCUGAUCUUCACUGCUGCCAAGGAGCUGAGCAAUCUUUCCAAACUCAAGGACCACAUGGUUCGAGAGGAAACACGGAGUCUCACUCCGAAGCAGUGUGCCAUCCUUGACCUCGCUCUGGACACCAUCAAGCAAUACUUUCACGCGGGAGGUAACGGGCUGAAGAAAACUUUCCUGGAGAAGAGCCCAGAUCUACAGUCCCUACGUUAUGCCCUAUCUCUGUACACACAGACCACAGACACGCUUAUCAAAACCUUUGUUCGCUCACAGACUGCCCAGGUGCAUGAUGGGAAAGGUAUUAGGUUCACUGCUAAUGAGGACAUUCGGCCGGAAAAGGGGUCUGGUGUGGAUGAUCCUGUGGGAGAAAUCUCUAUUCAGGUGGAUUUGUUUACACAUCCUGGAACUGGGGAGCACAAGGUCACAGUGAAAGUGGUGGCUGCCAAUGACCUCAAGUGGCAGACAGCAGGUAUGUUCCGGCCCUUUGUGGAAGUGACCAUGGUUGGCCCACACCAAAGUGAUAAGAAGAGGAAGUUCACAACCAAGUCGAAGAGCAACAACUGGGCUCCCAAGUAUAAUGAGACAUUCCACUUCCUCCUGGGAAAUGAAGAGGGGCCAGAAGCCUAUGAGUUGCAAAUAUGUGUGAAGGAUUACUGCUUUGCCCGGGAGGAUCGUGUUCUGGGGCUGGCUGUGAUGCCUCUGAGGGAUGUGGCAGCCAAGGGAAGCUGUGCUUGCUGGUGCCCCUUGGGCCGGAAGAUCCACAUGGAUGAGACAGGCAUGACUAUUCUCCGGAUUCUGUCUCAGAGGAGCAAUGACGAAGUGGCUCGGGAGUUUGUGAAGCUCAAAUCGGAGUCUCGUUCCAUGGAAGAGGGGAGCUGAGCACCCAGGUUCCUGUGCCAACUGGAUGGCAUCAGUUUCACAAAUCAGGGCCAGUGAGAAUUACUAUAUAUCCAGCUUAGGGUCCUCAUAGUCAAGAGGCUGACUCCUUCAGUUUAAGGAAAAAUUUGGGGUGGUGAGAAUAUUUUCUCAGAAAGGCUCAGGAGUCCCUGACCAGCACGUCUGUGGUGCUAGGAGCUGGGCUGUCAGGGUUACUGCAUAGGGAGGUAGAACAGACAUUUCUGAGAGUGUCAGCCAUUAUUGUUGGUAGACACCCCUUCACCCCCUAUCCCAUGUCUACCCCUCUCCAUGCCACACCUUAUUCAGUUAGACCCAUACAUAUAAACCAUUAGAAGAGCAAUGGUGCUUGUUGAACCAUUAGAGAGCCUGGAGCAUGUGCCUGGUUAGCUAGUCAGUUGAGCCUACAGUUGUCACUGAGCCCUAUAGUCUGGAUUGAAGUAUGCCAGGGCAGGAACAUACAAAUUAGAAUUUAGACUGUCCCUCAAGCAGUCUAAAACCAGGAUCCACUGGUUUUGUGAAAACAAGGCUUUGAAACUGAACAAGAUACCUUCUAGAAAUGACCUGUGCUAAUCCUUUUCUCCAAAUUAUAUGUCAUGAGUAGAAUGAGGUUCACAUGAUAACUUCAGAGCCCUGAGCAGGAAUAUUCUUUGGAACCCAAGCACCACAGGCUACCUGCCCAAGAGUCCCCCUCCCUCACUCCUAUAGGAAAGGGAGCAGUGAUGUUUCAAGACAUGAGCAGCUAUUCCUUUGUGUAUGCACCUGAGGCCUAGUUGAAGGAUCCAGGAGAGAGGGCUGUAUUUUCUUCUUGGGUAGGCCCUGAACAAAGCCAAAAAUUGUAGAAACCAGUCUAGAAAGAGUCCUCUUCACCUAUGGCCACUGCCUUCUGUUUGUCCUCCCCUUUGCAGAAAGAAUUUAGUCUUUGGCCUCACUCCCUUUCAUCUAGGUCAGAUGCUGUUCCCCUCACAGAUGUUCAACCCUACAGAGGGAACUUGGACUAUGAUUCCUCUGUACAGGCUGGAUGGAGGGGGCUUCAACAUUUCCUGGGAGGUCAGAGAUGAACUCUUUCAGGAGAUCAUAUGGACUUCUCAGACCCUUCAUCAGAGAUGUGACACGGUUCUUGGAUACCCUUGGUAGCAGCCUCCUGGACCUCCUGAGGACUCUGUUAUCCAUAGCUGUGCUGGCCGUUACAUGAAACAAGAAACUAAGCAUCUUUGCUGUUGUUAAUUAUUGUAUGUGCCAUUGUUACAGGACAUUUUUGGCUAGUGUGUAAUAAAUUAUCUUAUAGCAGC